ACUGUUGUGCAGCUUGGGAACGGCAAUUGCAUCAAUGGAGAGGCUUUUAACCAGAUUAUAAACUCAAGCUCCAAGCCCAAAUCUUUUCCUAUGCAUUUGAACAAGCAUUGCAAGUCAUUGCCUGGAAGAAAUGUGGCCGGCAAAUUUGUGAUUUGCCAUAGCACAGGACCAAUGAAUGACACUGGGCCAUCAAUCAACAAGACCGACAUCAGUGGCAUCGUUAGUGCCGGGGCGGCUGGUGUAGUGCUAAUAAACAGGAAAGCUGCUGGUUUCACCACCCUUCUCGAGGACUAUGGCAAUGUGGUGCAGGUGACUGUGGCUGAUGGCAACAAUAUCACAGAGUAUGUGAGGACAACAAGCAAAGCCAGUGCCAAAGUCAUAUACAAGAACACUGUGCUUGGCGUCCGUCCAUCUCCCACGGUCGCAGCAUUCUCAUCCCGCGGUCCCGGCACGUUCAGCCCCGGUGUGCUAAAGCCAGAUAUAUUGGCACCUGGGCUCAACGUCAUUGCUGCAAGGCCACCACUCACCAUGCUUGGAUCUGGGCCAUUCCACAUUAAAUCAGGGACGUCCAUGUCGACUCCACAUAUCAGUGGUGUCGCUGCGCUUGUCAAGAGCUGCCAUCCUGACUGGUCUGCUGCUGCUAUCAAGUCAGCCAUCCUCACCACUGCUGACAUCACGGACAGCACUGGUGGCCCGAUCUUGGACGAGCAGCAUGAGAGGGCAACCGCGUACGCCAUGGGUGCUGGCCAUGUCAACCCUACAAAAGCAGUUGAUCCAGGCCUUGUGUAUGACCUUGGCAUUACUGAAUAUGCCGGCUACAUAUGUGCUCUCCUUGGUGAUCAGGACUUGGCAUUCAUUACGCGUGACCCGAGGUUGUCAUGCAAAAUGCUUCCCAAGAUACCUGAAGCACAACUCAACUACCCUACCAUAACGGUGCCACUCAAGACAAGGCCGUUCACAGUGCACAAAACUGUGACAAAUGUGGGCCCAUCAAAUUCCAUAUACACACUGAAGAUGGAGAUCCCCAAAUCUCUUACAGUGCGAGUCUACCCAGAGACACUGGUGUUCUCCAAGGCUGGACAAAAGAUUAGAUAUAGUCUGACGGUGAGCAGCUCUGACAGUGAGAGCUCAAACUUCAUGGAGGGAAGUUUGAGCUGGGUCUCAGUGACCCAUAUUGUGCGCAGUCCGAUCGUUGUCGCACUUUUGUAAGCGGGAAGAGUAUGUGUGGCAUGUGCGAUGUUCUAGAGAAAUUACUGUCUUUUAACUAGUAGGAUUUCCAUGUGUGGAAACUAA
Messenger RNA from Triticum aestivum (bread wheat), 1293 nucleotides. Its product is annotated as subtilisin-like protease. Gene Ontology annotation, biological process: proteolysis. The transcript has a single exon. Gene Ontology annotation, molecular function: serine-type endopeptidase activity. The record is from RefSeq and is a predicted model, not a curated record. The annotation marks the transcript as partial. NCBI's taxonomy places the organism in Eukaryota, Viridiplantae, Streptophyta, Magnoliopsida, Poales, Poaceae.